CGUCGAGGGGCGGGGACGGCGCGCUCUAAGAUGGCGGCCAACGUGUUCCCGUUCCGCGACGCCCGAGCCGCGCCGGAUCCUGUACUGGAGGUCGGACCCGUGGCACACGGGCCACUGCCCCUACCGCUGGUGCUGGACAAUGGGUCGUUCCAGGCCCGCGCCGGCUGGGCGUGCCCCGGGCCGGAUCCGGGCCCCGAGCCGCGCCUACAGUUCCGCGCUGUGUGCGCCCGCGGGCGCGGCGGGGCUCGAGGCGGAGCGGGCCCGCAGGUGGGCAACGCGCUGGGCAGCCUGGAGCCGCUCCGCUGGAUGCUGCGCUCGCCCUUCGACCGCAACGUGCCCGUCAACCUGGAGCUACAGGAGCUGCUGCUGGACUACAGCUUCCAGCACCUGGGCGUCUCCUCACAGGGCUGUGUGGAUCAUCCCAUAGUUUUGACAGAAGCUGUGUGCAAUCCACUAUAUUCACGCCAAAUGAUGUCUGAACUCCUUUUUGAGUGCUACAGGAUCCCCAAGGUUGCCUAUGGAAUAGACAGCCUCUUCAGCUUCUACCACAAUAAGUCAAAGAACUCAGUUUCCUGUGGGCUCAUCAUUUCAUCUGGAUACCAGUGUACACAUAUUUUACCCAUCUUAGAAGGAAGGCUAGAUGCCAAAAACUGCAAACGCAUCAAUCUUGGAGGAAGCCAGGCAGCUGGUUACCUCCAGCGACUCCUCCAACUGAAGUAUCCGGGGCACCUGGCGGCCAUCACUCUCAGCCGCAUGGAGGAGAUCCUGCAUGAGCACAGCUACAUUGCUGAGGACUACGGGGAAGAAUUGCAAAAGUGGCAGUGCCCUGAUUAUUAUGAGAACAAUGUCCACAAGAUGCAGCUUCCGUUUUCCAGCAAGCUCCUGGGCAGCACUCUGACUGCUGAGGAGAAGCAGGAGAGGCGGCAGCAGCAGCUACGGCGGCUGCAGGAGCUCAAUGCUCGGCGGCGAGAGGAGAAGCUGCAGCUGGAUCAGGAGCGACUGGACCGACUACUCUAUGUUCAGGAACUUCUAGAGGAUGGCCAGAUGGAUCAGUUUCACAAAGCUCUGAUAGAGCUGAACAUGGACUCCCCAGAAGAGCUGCAGUCCUACAUACAGAAGCUCAGUGCAGCAGUGGAGCAAGCGAAACAGAAAAUCCUUCAAGCAGAAGUCAACCUCGAGGUGGACGUGGUGGACAGCAAGCCAGAGACCCCUGACCUGGAGCCACUGGAGCCAUCUCUAGAAGAUGUGGAAAGCAUGAAUGAUUUUGAGCCCUUGUUUUCAGAGGAAGCACCAGAAGUGGAGAAACCUGUCACCACUGUCCAGCCCGUGUUUAACUUGGCAGCAUAUCAUCAGCUGUUUGUUGGGACAGAAAGAAUCCGAGCUCCAGAAAUUAUUUUCCAGCCCUCGCUCAUAGGAGAAGAGCAGGCGGGAAUAGCGGAGACACUUCAGUACAUUCUGGACAGGUACCCAAAGGAAGUUCAGGAGAGACUGGUCCAGAACAUUUUUCUCACUGGUGGGAAUGUGAUGUAUCCUGGGAUGAAAGCCAGAAUGGAGAAGGAACUGCUGGAGAUGAGACCCUUUCAGUCUUCUUUCCAGGUUCAGCUUGCCUCGAACCCUGUGCUGGAUGCCUGGUAUGGUGCUCGUGACUGGGCUUUAGACCACAUGGACGACGAUGAAGCCUGGAUCACCAGGAAGGACUAUGAAGAAAAGGGAGGAGAGUACUUCAAGGAGCACUGUGCCUCCAACAUCUACGUCCCCAUUCGCCUGCCCAAGCAGGCCUCACGUACCUCAGAAUCCCAGGCAGCAGGCAAAGGCUCAGGAGCCAACGAGCAGGCCUAGCAGAGGGCCCUCCAGAGAGAGGGCUCCGCACACAUGUCUUUUGGCAGUGUGAUGGGACAAGGACUGUGCUAGAUGUAUUUGGCUGCAAACUGAAUUUCUCCCGGGGAGAACAGACAUAAGAACAGCAGGAUCAUCUUGUACGGAGUUUCGUUUACCGGGGGCUACUGCAGCAUGGAAAGUCUGAGUUGCCGUGUGGCAUCUGGAAGCUGGUACGAAGUUUUGUCGGCAGCUUCCAGCGAGCAGUGAAUGAAGACAUGGAGGCCAGGGUGUACAAAGAGCACUAGACUUAUUUUUUACUGCAUUUUCAAGCCUUUUUUGUUUAAAAAAAAAGUUAUAAAGUUUUAUCAGUGUAUGUAUUUUUUCCUACUGUAUUUAUUCAGAAAUUGUGUGAUUGCCCAAAGGGGAAGGUCCUUCAUAUAUUAAAAGCUGAUAUUUAUAUUAAAGAAGCAAGUAGUCACCGUGAAAUCUCAGGAGCUGGAAAUAUUUGCCGCCUCCUAUUACUUCCCCUUAAAAUAAGAAACAGGAAAGGAGAGGAUCACCACCACCUUGUGCAAAGUCACUCUGCUAGCUAAGGACCUGCUUGGUGCCCUCUUGUGAGUGAAUGGAAAUAGAGCUAAUGGCUCAACUUUUGUUCAUACUUUGUUUGUUGGAGACUUUUCUACUACAUGAGACCUUUCUACAAAAAUUUUAUUUCUAUCCCUGUGAGUUUGUUGGCUCCUUAAUGUUUUUAAGUCUCUCUGAAGAAAAAGGUAGAUCCUGUAGCCUUUAUUCUGCCAUAAUCUCACCUUCCCUGAGUUUUGGUGAGUCUUGUAGUAGGAGAAUCUGAGACAUCUCAUUUGUUACAUAGUGAAUGGACAAAUAACCCCUCUUUUAUGGAGAUUGCUUGUUGGGAGUUCUAACUCAUCAAGAAUUAAGCCCAGAAAGCUCCUGAGCUGCUAAUAUCGUUGUCACAGAACCUGUGCAUUUGGAUCCCAUGGUGCCUCAGCCUGUCUGCUGAGGCUGCUUUAGAACCUGGAUCCAGCUCUCGAGGGUUUAGAAACUCAGACCAGGAGGGAGCUGUGGUGGUGGAGGAGGAGGUAGGAGACUCAAGCGGACCCAAUAACUUCCAAGGCAUGGUCCAGUGAGCCACUGGCCGUCGUGGCUGGGCCCAAGGACUGAUGAGAUGGCAGGAAACAUGAAUUUUGAGUGGGCUUGGGAUAGAUGUGAAGAAAGCAGGACUGAUCUUAGCUGGGCAAGAGGGACUGGGGCUGGGGCUCAGGAGAAGAGCUCUUGCCUAGAAUGUUUAAGGCCUGCACCACAGACACAAUGCAACAGUAGCAAAACCCCAGUCUGAAAGGCAGUGGUGGGGUCAAAGGACUGCCUUGGAGGUCAUGUCCUCAUGGAGAAAGACCCUGGGCAGGUCUUUCUCAAUUAGGCACUUUAUGACCAAACAAGCUAGCAAGCUAGAUGUGCUCAGGCUCGCAGGUGAUAACACUGGAACACAGGAAAGUCGGGGGCCGUGGUGAGGUUCAGGCCAAGGGGCGGAGCCUUGAGCUGUCUGGUUUCGUCUUUGAGCAUGCCAGGCUUUCCGUGACCAGCUUUGCACAUGCAGUCUUCCUCAUUCUUUCCCAGCACACUAGGCAGGAGUUUUGGUACCCCAGGGGCUUCCUCAGCCCCUUGCACAAACCACGAGCCAGACGUUUACCACUUAGCUGUGCUUUAGGCCCAGGUGGUUUCUUUUACACUGUUUUGUGUUCCUCAAGAGAAGGGGUUGUGUUUGAUUAAGCUUGAAGUGUCCAGGGCCCAGAGUUGCAUCUGAAGGGUACUGGGGACUGCAGGGAAUAUGGCCAUGGUGACGCCUUGAUUUGGGGCCUUGGCCUCCAAAACUGUGCAAGUAUAAAUAAAUAUCUGUUGUUUUGAGCACCAA
Molecule: messenger RNA, 3745 nt
Organism: Ictidomys tridecemlineatus (thirteen-lined ground squirrel)
Lineage: Eukaryota; Metazoa; Chordata; Mammalia; Rodentia; Sciuridae
Gene: Actr5
Product: actin related protein 5
Source: RefSeq, a predicted model, not a curated record